GUGCAUUUGAAGCAAUUACGAUGCAUGCAUCUGUAACAAGUUGAUGACGUGGUCUACCGACGAUCUUCCGGAAGCGUGUACGUUGGCACGUAGACAGCUUCAACGUGCAAAGGGUGCGACCAAAGGGCGGAAGGAGCCCAACGGAUUCAACGGACACACGGUUAGGACGGAGAUCGCAGACGGCGAGCCGUCGCGACCGGUGGCGUUAGACGGCAAGAAGAGCAAGGAGGUGGGUACUUCCGAAUUUGCAAAGGACGAGACAAGUAGAUUGGGGAGUGUGACGAGAGACGAAAGACGGUCGAGGGCUGGAAGUUCAGUCAGCGACAAGACAAAGACGAACGAAAGGGCUGUUGAGGCACAGAGUGUGGCUGACAGAACGUGCGGGGUUGUGGUGGACGCACUGCAGUACCGUGAAACGGAGGACAAGUAAUAAUAAGUGAGGUGUAUUGUGUUACUGGCGGACCUUGAUUCACCUGAACUCUAAUACCCAUUCUCGCC
Molecule: messenger RNA, 498 nt
Organism: Phytophthora infestans T30-4
Lineage: Eukaryota; Oomycota; Peronosporomycetes; Peronosporales; Peronosporaceae
Exons: 1
Coding region: 44-430 (128 amino acids)
Source: RefSeq, a predicted model, not a curated record